AUGGGUACGUUCGGGUCCCAGACCAGCACUUAUAACAAACUGGUCGCUAUUUUCGUCGCUGUCGGUUCAAUGACCUAUGGCUAUUGCUCCUCAAUCAUCUCCAGUACGAUCGGUCAACCCGGGUGGUAUACCUACUUCAACCUUCCACAAGAGGGUGAACCGGGAUAUGCUACCAUUACGACCCCAGCCAUUUCCACCGCCAAUGGCGUUUUCAGUGCUGGGGGUGCUGUUGGCACAUUAUUCAUAAUGUGGUCUUGCGAUUACUUUGGUCGAAAAGUCAAUAUUCAGUUGGGUGCUUUCUUUUCGAUGUUUGGAGGGGCGCUUCAGGGAGGCGCGAACUCUCUCAAAAUGUUCCAAGCCGGCCGAUUUGUGUGCGGUCUUGGAAUCGGUAUCCUCGUGACAGUUUGUCCCAUGUAUCUGUCCGAGAUGUCGAGUGCUUUCCGCCGUGGUUGGCUGGUCGGCCACCAUGCGAUCUUCCUGGUUUUCGGUUAUAUGCUUGCUGGCUGGGUCGGUUAUGCAUGCUACUUCGCUGAAGGAGAAUUGGGCAGUUUCGGAUGGAGGUUUCCCCUUUGUCUCCAGUGCCUGCCAGCUCUAGUGCUACUUCUCGGAUCACCAUGGCUUCCUCGUUCCCCUCGAUGGCUGAUUUCCAAAGGGAAGCAUGAGGAAGCUAAGAUUGUGCUGCAGAAGCUUCGCCAGUCACCAGAUGAUCCCGACAACCUGGUUGCUAAAGAGGAAUAUUUCCAGACGGCGGAGCAGAUCCGCCUUGAGGCGGAGAGGUUAUCCACUUAUGGUAACGUGUGGAACGCAGUCCUACGGAAGAAGUCGUACAGAAAGCGAAUGGCAAUUGGCUUCCUUACUCAAUGGGGCGCUGAAUUCGGCGGACCAUUGAUCAUUAACAACUACGCAGUCAUUCUAUACACCAACCUUGGAAUGACCGGGGGCAUGCCUUUGCUUCUUAGUGCUGUUUGGCUAACUACAGCUGGUCUUAUAUACAAUCCUCUUGGCGCCUGGCUUCACGAUAAGGUCAACUCACGUCGUGGCAUGUACAUCACUGGCUUUGUUGGCAUCGUCAUCUCCACCUCAUGUUUGGCUGCUAUGACCGCUGAAUAUGCAGGCACCACGAACAGGGUUGGAAAUGGGUUUGGAAUUUUCUUCAUUUACCUCUACCUGGCAUUCCAAGGAACCUUCUGCGACACUACCAUGUAUCUCUACGUCUCGGAGAUUUUCCCGACCGAGAUCCGCCCAAUUGGCAUGGGGUUCUCGCUUUUCGGUCAAUUUGCGGCCACCCUCAUUUUACUGCAGACCGCCCCUAUGGGUUUCAACAAUGCUGGCUGGAAAUACUAUCUAGUUAUCAUCUGCUGGUCCGUUGUUUUCAUUCCAGUGAUCUAUUACUUCUUCCCCGAGACUGCGCGAUUGACACUCGAGGAAAUCGCAAAGAACUUUGGAGAAGAGGUCGCUGUUCACGUCACUGAUGCGACCGACGAGGAGAAGGCCCAGCUCGAUCGGGACCUCGCCGUAAGAUCAGACAGCUCUGAGCCUACCGGAUCUGUCAAGGGUGCUGAAGGUGGUAGCAAGUCAGUAACAGAGGGAGUCCACGAGGCGCCAAGGAUUUAA
Messenger RNA from Aspergillus bombycis, 1614 nucleotides. Its product is annotated as putative MFS sugar transporter. Lineage: Eukaryota; Fungi; Ascomycota; Eurotiomycetes; Eurotiales; Aspergillaceae. Gene Ontology annotation, biological process: carbohydrate transport; transmembrane transport. Bases 1 to 1614 code for a protein of 537 amino acids. The transcript has 8 exons. The record is from RefSeq and is a predicted model, not a curated record. Gene Ontology annotation, cellular component: membrane. Gene Ontology annotation, molecular function: carbohydrate:proton symporter activity.